Molecule: messenger RNA, 1113 nt
Organism: Alternaria conjuncta
Lineage: Eukaryota; Fungi; Ascomycota; Dothideomycetes; Pleosporales; Pleosporaceae
Exons: 2
Coding region: 1-1113 (370 amino acids)
Source: RefSeq, a predicted model, not a curated record
AUGGAUGGCUUGAAAGAGCGAGAGCCAUCAAGGGCAGGUGACCUUUACACAGCAGAGAUUGGUCAAGCAGUCAACACCGUCAACCAUCAGAGGAAUGCGGUUAAGUUGAUCAUGGCAAGAUGGUCCGCUGUAGACCCAAUUCACUACCCAAUUAUUCUGGGCGUGAGCCAAAACGAUAGUAAGAGCAAGGACGUGAACGCUGUAGUCAGCAUGGUGAACACCAUGCAGACCAGCUGGAUCGGCCAGUCCAGCUGGGUCCAAGGCUACAUCAAGGGGGAGACUGAUUGGCACGACCUCCAAGCUCAUAUCAACAAUCUUAACCGAUUCCGACUCCUACUCAAGGUCCCACAGGCAAAUGAGACUCCCGCGCAGAGGACCACCCGCCGAGAUCUGCAACGCGCAUACAAGAAGGCGGUUAGGAUUCAUGUUGCGCAUACGCAGACAGCCGCAGCCGCAGAGCUGGCGGAGGUAGAAGAAGAGUUUGAUGACGCGGUUGAAAAGGGCGAAGCCACCCAGACCGAGCUUCAGGAGAUGCAAGACCGGAUUCAACACCUCACGGAGUACCAGGGCGGCCUGACCGCUACCAACAACGGCCCAUGCCGUAACCUCGCAGACGUGCCCGCAGUCGAACCAUACUACUCACAAAUGGCAAACAACGCCAAAUUUACUUUCUGGGAGGCCAGGUGGAACCAGGACGUCUUCGUGUCGUUUCUGUGGGAGUUUUCAGGUGUGCUGCACUACAAGCAGAACUGGAACGAUAUCUUGCUUAGAACGAUGUUUCGCAAGAAGUUCUUUUGGCUGGCAGACGUUGUGUCGCAGUAUAUCCUGGAGCCUCUCAAGGCCACGGCAGUGUGCCAGAGCUCGGCGACUAGGUCUCUCGUGCGAAGCUCACUUGAAUUCCCCGACAACAAGGCUCUCGCCUAUGCGGAGUUCAAGCGCGCAGAUUCCCUCCUCUACCCUCCUGACCACGCAAAUCCCCCUGGCUCUCACAUGAUUCUGUGGGUUCAGGGAGCCCCAAGCCAGAAGAUGAGGACUAGGAAGCGCGCUCGAGAGACCGAUGGUGAUGAGGAGGAAGGCCGCGGCAUGGCCAAUUUCUUACGUGACAUGGAGUGA